AUGGGGCUCCCUGCGCUCGAGUUCAGCGACUGCUGCCUCGACAGCCCGCACUUCCGAGAGACACUCAAGUCGCACGAAGCGGAGCUGGACAAGACCAAUAAAUUCAUCAAGGAGCUCAUCAAGGACGGGAAGUCGCUGGUCGUCGCGCUCAAGAAUUUGUCUUCAGCAAAGCGGAAGUUUGCAGAUUCCUUAAAUGAAUUUAAAUUUCAAUGCAUAGGAGAUGCAGAAACAGAUGAUGAGAUGUGUAUAGCAAGGUCUUUACAGGAGUUUGCCACUGUCCUCAGGAAUCUUGAAGAUGAACGGAUACGAAUGAUUGAGAAUGCCGGCGAGGUACUCAUCACUCCUUUGGAGAAGUUUCGGAAGGAGCAGAUUGGGGCUGCCAAGGAAGCCAAAAAGAAGUAUGACAAAGAGACAGAAAAGUAUUGUGGCACCUUAGAAAAACACUUGAAUUUGUCUUCCAAAAAGAAGGAAUCUCAGCUUCAGGAGGCAGACAGCCAGGUAGACCUGGUCCGGCAGCACUUCUAUGAGGUAUCCCUGGAAUAUGUGUUCAAGGUGCAAGAAGUGCAGGAGAGGAAGAUGUUCGAGUUCGUGGAGCCUCUACUGGCCUUCCUGCAAGGACUCUUCACCUUCUAUCACCAUGGUUAUGAACUGGCCAAGGAUUUUGGUGACUUCAAGACACAGCUGACCAUUAGCAUACAGAAUACCAGAAACCGCUUCGAAGGCACCAGGUCAGAGGUGGAAUCCCUGAUGAAGAAGAUGAAGGAGAACCCCCUGGAGCACAAGACCAUCAGCCCUUACACCAUGGAAGGGUACCUCUAUGUUCAGGAGAAGCGCCACUUUGGGACUUCUUGGGUGAAGCACUACUGUACAUACCAGCGAGAUUCCAAACAAAUCACCAUGGUACCAUUUGACCAAAAGUCAGGAGGAAAGGGGGGAGAAGAUGAGUCAGUCACCCUCAAGUCCUGCACACGGCGGAAAACAGACUCUAUUGAGAAGAGAUUUUGCUUUGAUGUAGAAGCAGUAGACCGGCCAGGGGUUAUCACUAUGCAGGCAUUGUCAGAAGAGGACCGGAGGCUCUGGAUGGAAGCCAUGGAUGGCCGGGAACCUGUCUACAAUUCGAACAAAGACAGUCAGAGCGAAGGGACUGCACAAUUGGACAGCAUUGGCUUCAGCAUUAUCAGGAAGUGCAUCCAUGCAGUGGAAACCAGAGGGAUCAAUGAGCAAGGACUCUAUCGAAUUGUAGGGGUCAACUCCAGAGUGCAAAAGCUGCUGAGUGUUUUGAUGGACCCCAAAAUGGCUUCAGAGACAGAAACAGAUAUCUGUGCCGAAUGGGAGAUAAAGACCAUCACGAGUGCUUUGAAGACCUACCUAAGAAUGCUCCCAGGACCACUCAUGAUGUACCAGUUUCAAAGAAGUUUCAUCAAAGCAGCAAAGCUGGAGAACCAGGAGACUCGGGUCUCUGAAAUCCACAGCCUUGUUCAUCGGCUCCCAGAGAAAAAUCGGCAGAUGUUACAGCUGCUCAUGAACCACUUGGCAAAUGUUGCUAACAACCAUAAGCAGAAUUUGAUGACGGUGGCGAACCUUGGGGUGGUGUUUGGACCCACAUUACUGAGACCUCAGGAAGAAACAGUAGCAGCCAUCAUGGACAUCAAGUUUCAGAACAUUGUCAUCGAGAUCCUGAUAGAGAACCAUGAAAAGAUAUUUAAUACCGUUCCUGAUGUGCAGCUCACCAGCACCCAGCUGCACCUGCUGCGGAAGAAGAGCAAUGACUCCAAGCCUCCGUCUUGCAGCGAGAGACCCCUGACACUUUUCCACGCCGUGCAGUCCACAGAGAAACAGGAGCAAAGGAACAGCAUCAUCAACUCCAGUUUGGAAUCUGUCUCAUCCAAUACAAACAGCAUCCUUAAUUCCAGCAGCAGCUUGCAACCCAAUAUGAACUCCAGCGACCCAGACCUGGAUGUGGUCAAACCCACCCGGCCCAACUCACUCCCCCCGAAUCCAAGCCCAACUUCACCCCUCUCGCCAUCUUGGCCCAUGUUCUCGGCACCAUCCAGCCCUAUGCCCACCUCAUCCACGUCCAGCGACUCAUCCCCCGUCAGGCCAGAAGAAGCUGUUCGUGGAGAUUCCAGGUACUUCUGCUCCAGAAAUGAGGUCCAGCCUGCCCUCCCACAUUCAGCUGUUGUAACUCCCAGCACACCGUUCCGGAAGGCAAAGGCCUUGUACGCCUGCAAAGCUGAGCACGACUCGGAACUGUCAUUCACAGCAGGCACGGUCUUUGAUAAUGUUCAUCCAUCCCAGGAGCCUGGCUGGUUGGAGGGGACUCUGAACGGAAAGACUGGCCUCAUCCCUGAAAACUACGUGGAGUUUCUUUAACCAUGGGCCCCGGCAGAAGUGCUGCGCUUUACAUGGUAUCCAUGACAACUGCUGCUUCCAGUGUUGUAGCUAUUUCUCAUUGCCGCUGAGAAGGGCAAGGAAACUGACUCUUGCUACCUGUCAUUGUGAAUGUUUCCGGGAACUCCCGUCACCCAUCUCCACCAUCAUCUCAGCUGAUGUGUGACAAUCCUGUAAGCAGAAGUGAAUCAGGAGAGGAGGCCAUUCAAUUCUGAUAAGCCAGAGAAAGGUUUGCAGAGCCUUCUUAGCAGUAUCCUAAAUGGGGAGUGCUGAAUUUCUCUCAACAAUCAUCCAGACUCCAUCCUUCUUAAAAAGAAAGUAAGAUAUAAGUUAUAUCUAUGAGCAAGCAGUGUAGCUGAGUUGGACAGGGCAAGGCAGAGAAACUGACAGCAAGAUCCAGACUGGCUCCAUAGCUUUUGUUUACAGCUGACGUGCUUUCUGUGCCUGCUUCCGCAAUUAGAGACCCAUACUGCAGGGGCAGCAGCGUCUGUCUGUCUACAGGCAGGACGGAGAAGGGCUACAGCCCUGCUUAUAGAAGAUUCAACUUCUCAGCAUCUCUCAAGCAGCCAUUGGCCAUCAUCAUCAAAAUUCAGGCCAGCUUUCCCAUGCAAAGGAGCAAACACCCGCAUCCUCCCCUCCUGAGCCAGGAACUUCUUUGCCUCUGAGAGCUGUCGUUGCCUAGUAACCGUGGCAACUCCACUUACUCUAAAGCCAAACCAGACACUUACCCUGUCCUUUUCCUUCUUGGUAGUUUUGUUGGUGGUCUUCCAACAACCAAAACCAGAGGAUCAAAGUAUUAGGAUGAGCUGCUUGGGGAAGACAAAACUGUCACUUUCUGAAUUUCAGCAGCACCAGGAUAUAUUUAGAGCAAACUCUAGUAAUGCUUUGAGAUUAAGUUUCAUACAGGUUUAAUAUUUCUGUUGUCCACGCCACUGGUGUUUGCUUUCUAGGGGUCAAAAUGGCACCUCCCAGGGGGUGACGCCAUCUGACCAGUUCCCUACGUCUUCCCAUUCACUCAUCCCUGCCCCUGCCCAUCACUGACCAGCCCCAUGCAAAGCUUUGGGCUGCUGAGCAUGGUUGUCCUGUGAUUUUUUUCAGGGAUGACUCUGGGGUUUCCCUGUGGUCUAUAGUUUUAAAGGAUAUCUGCAUCCACUGCCCCCGCCCCCCAAAAAGGGGAGUUUUAGGCUUUUGAGGCAUGGGCCUGGUGACUCAGGAAGACAGCCAAAGGUUGGGGCAGGGAGGCUGGAAUGAUACCUUCUAAGAAAGGGAAUUUCCUGCCCGACAGAGAGGGGGGCUUUUGGAAGACUGCCUCGUAUGGAGAUGCUCCACCGGGACAUUUCAGACUCACUUGACCACCAGAGAACUGAGUGACCAUAGCUCCCCCACGUGAGUGUCCUUGCAAGAGGGACUCUGGACAGACCAACUAUAAACUGUCAAGCUCCCCAGGAGCCCCUCAGAUAGCAGCAUCACUCCAGAGAGCAUAUUCUGUUUCUGGAAUUCCAUUAGGGACCUUUAAUGAAGAAGAAAAGGAAAAACUUGAAUUGUGUUGAAUUACUGUAUCUUUUACUUUUCUCUUUAAGAUAAACUUGUAAAUAGAGUAAUUUGAAAUACUAUAUGGCAAAGUUUUAUAUUUGAUAUUCUUUCAGCUAGUUCCUGUAUGUGCUUAGGCUUUAAUUGCUGAAUAAGUGAGAAGGAGGAGAAAACUGGGUCGAAGAGUCAAGGCUGCGGUCCCCUCUGGGCUGGUGGAAGAGAGGAGUCCUGUGUGCUCUCUGGUGGGGGUGACUCAGUGAUGGCAUUCAGCCUUCUCUAGCUACUCGUGUCCCGCAGAAUUCCUCGAGCUCUGAGUUUAGAGAUAGAGAGAAUAUCAGGCAGUGAGUGUUACAGAAAACAUAUAGCAGUAAGAUGAAGCUCAGGAUUUAAAUAGGUGGGGCCAGAGGUGACUUUUAUUUUUUAGUUUUGUUGUUGUUGUAUUGUUCUUAGUUUUUUUCUUCUCAGGUGUAUUUCUUGGUACCCCAAGAUAUCAGGCCAGAAGGAAAUGCGACUAUUGCUGUACUUUUUUUUUCUCCAUUCUCAAAGGCUUUACAAAUGAGGCCAGCAUACUUUGCAGAUUUUGUCUGUAGGCUCUAAAAAGGGUCUUCCGUUCUUGCUGUGCUGUGCAAGGCUGCUUCCCUUUCUGCAAAUGUGUUCCUGCUCUUCCCUUUCAACUGCAGAUUCCCUGUGACCCCAAAAUAAGAAAAAGACCCCAAGAUGAACAUAAGUUGAGCCAUCACAGUUUUAAAGAUUGCUUUAAAGUUAACAGAUUUUGUCAUCGUGAUCCACUAUUCAGUUACCAUUUCAAAGGUUAUGAAGUACCUGUCCUCCAGGACCUCAGCCAGGAGCCAUCAAGACCCUCCUCCUGAAUCAGGGAACACGAGUGAAGUGUGGACAAGCUCAUGACAGGACUCAAGAGUAUCCCAUUGACAACCCAAGGGAUAAAAGGGAUGGACUCUUCGGCACCAGACCUGCUCCCCUGGGACUUGGGAGUGAGAAGAGAGCAGGGAAUGGGGCCUAGGGGGAUCGUGCUCACAUACUGUUGUGGUUUCCAAAUUGGAAGCACCCAGCAGAAUGCUUUUGAUACCUUUGAUGUUGUAAAUUGUCACCGGCUCUGUCAUAACUGGGGCUCACAUGGAGAGCCAGAAGGCCAAGGCUCUUGUUUAAACACACUUGGAGACACUUGGCCCCAGCCUGUCUGGAAGCCCCGCCCCCUACUGAGAUGGCACUGAUUGGGAGUGCCAAGGAGACUUUAUAGGAGGACCUCUGUUGUGCUUCACGGAGGCUGCACAGGGCCUGUGACAGAUGGAUGCCAUUUGCCUUUGUGCCCCCAGGCUUUUCUCUUUCCUGUUCACUGGAAGAACUGUUCAGGAUGGGAGCCACCAAGUCAGAAGGGACUUAAAGAUUAAAAAGAAAUUUUACACUCUCCAUUGUCUGCCCCCACUCCUAAUUUUGCUUAAAUAGGGAACUUUAAGGCAUGGAUUGGUAUUAGGAUAGAAAACCAUUCACCAGGAUUCCUAACUGGUCCUUUAUGAGGCCCAGGAAUCAGCUAGUUAUAGCUCCAGUCUUCUUGGGGCAUUAAGUUUCAGAAUUCCAUAGCUACGCAAUAUCAUGACAUGAGAAGAUAGCUGACAGAUCCAUGCCCCCAGUCAAGUAAAAUCCUGAUUUACUAAGACUAGGAAAUUCCCAUUUUUCAAAAUAAAUAUACAAGGAUGUAUUGUAUACAAUGUAGCCUUUAUGGCAUCCUAGCAGUAGAACCAGUUUUUUGGUGUGUUAAUAAAGUAUGUGUUUUUAUGAGAGGUUUUUGGACAGGCAAAAAGAGAAAAUAAGCAACAAGAACCAGCACACUGGUAGUAGCAGGACAGACCCUCUGCUUGUGGCGUGGUCAUUUGGGGCACUUGCCCAAGACUCCAGAGAUGUGCUUGCCAUAGCUGAACUUGAGGAAAUACUCUUCUGUCAGCUGAAUUUGUCUUCUGAAAUUGGUAGUCACCAGUCACUAAAAGCUCCCUCAUCCUUAGUUCCCCCACGCUAUGAUUGAGGAGUAAGGGAGACAGAACGCUAACUCCAACCUCAUCAUCAGCUCAUAAGUAUUUAUUGGCAUCUUUCAUCUUCCUUCCUCCAAAAGUAAGCCUGGAUCCCCUAGCUUAGAACACAGGACUCGCAGGUAUACCAGGGGCCACCGUGGCCCCAUCAUUUGCUCUAGCGUUGUGUCAUGAGCAACCAUAUCGCCUGAGCAGGUAGCCAGCACUGAAGGAACUAAAGAGCCUCUUAGCUGCCUGACUUUCAGAGGAAUGUCCUAGGCUUCUGCGAGCAGGUAUGUUGACAGACCUGUCCCACAUCCCUUUAAAGGCAGCGCAGUACCUCUCACACACCCUGCGCUAGUGUUUUAAAAAUGUAUCUUAUCGCACUCAGAAUGUGUUUGGCAGCCACACAGAUCAGCUAGGUGCUGAACCACUUCUCUGUAAUUGUAACAUCAAAAUGACAACAGCACAGAGCUGUGAAAUUUGCACAGUUCUACAGCAUACCUGAGACAAGAAUCCAACAAGUAAUAAUUAGUAUUCUUCCUUUUGCCACCUAUAGUACUUGUCUAAAGAAUUUUCCACAGCAGCGAGGCCUCAUGGAGAAUCCAGAUGUCAUUCAAAGCCCAGCCCUUGCUGAAAUGUGGUCUCCUAACAGGACCUGUCCUUGUGGGGGAAAAGGUCAGAUGUAACACCAAGCCAGAGAAAGAGAAAGGCAGACCAUACUGAGGAAUUUUGAAUGUUUUCAAAGGAAUAAAAGUAUUGCUCUUGGGAGGAAAAAAAAAAGCCUAUCAGAAAUAUUUCAAACAACUAUUUUUACAAAGGUUUAGUAGGACAUUACGAAGUGAAAAUAUCUUAAGGUGGAUUGCUUUAGAAAAGAAGCCUAGCGUAGUCCCAGAUACCUAGAAGGGUGGCACUUAACUGAGUCAAUUGUUGUGUCAACAUUUGCAUUUGUGUAGUCAAAGGAGACUAUGCAUAACCAAAAUGUCUGGGUCACUUGGAGAAACCCCAGACUGGCGAAGACACUCUGCCAUUCCAUGUCAGUCAUUUCUAUAGUCAUCCAAAUGUGGAGACCUUCAAGCAGCUUUCUUAGGUCUUUAGAUGUCAAGAUCAGCUUUGGAUCUGAAAAGAUACAUCUGAUUAUUCCAAAAUAUAUGUGUAUGUGAUUGUGUGUGUGUGUGUGUGUGCGCGUGUGCAUGUGCACAGAUACAGACGUUCACAUAGAGACCCAUCUCAAACUGGUAGUUACUGGGCAGUUACAGCCUUGAAGAUUUGGAGACUGAAAAUUGCACACACAAAAAGAGGCUAUCGAUUACCCGCUGGACGAUCAAAGAUGUAAAUUAAGUGCCAUUUUAAAAUGUGUUCAUGUUUAUCAGCUAGAUACCUGCAGCUGUGUUCCUUAUUAACUUAUUAAAAGUCUUGUUUGAAAAAUGAUCAAUCCCAUAAAUGCUUAGUAGCUAGUGCUAGGCUAGUGUUCAGAAGCACUCUAAAAAACAUUUUGUCCAUAUUUUGGGAAAGAAACUAUUUGCAUGUUUAAUUUAUAAUUUAGGCUACCUUUGAUUGUACUGUAAAGUGCUGUGUGAUAUAUCAAUAAAGUACUCAUAAAAUGGCACUUUAAUGUUUUCGUUUUAAAAAUACCAUAAAUAAUGCACUGUUUUGAAACUUCAGUAUUGAAUAUUGACUGGUGCAUAGAAUCAAAUUCCAUAAUUUAACAAAGGAAUCUGUGAUUAGAAUAGAAUUUUUUCCCUGUUAUUAGAGAAAGUUUGCCAUGUUCAGGCUUUUCUGAAAAAUGUGUUUUGUGUCACUGUGUUUACCUACAAAGAAAAUACACUUUCUGCUGAAGGCCUCUGAAACUUAGCUUUCUUACAUUUGGUUGGUUUAUGUGACAAUUCCUAUGAAAUGAGUGGAAGUAUGAUUUUUGAAUUAAAUGACUUUUCCAUUUGG
This is a messenger RNA of Octodon degus (degu), 7883 nucleotides long. It is a transcript of the gene Arhgap26, whose product is annotated as Rho GTPase activating protein 26. The transcript is spliced from 25 exons. The record is from RefSeq and is a predicted model, not a curated record. Gene Ontology annotation, molecular function: protein binding; GTPase activator activity. Bases 1 to 2373 code for a protein of 790 amino acids. NCBI's taxonomy places the organism in Eukaryota, Metazoa, Chordata, Mammalia, Rodentia, Octodontidae. Gene Ontology annotation, biological process: signal transduction. Gene Ontology annotation, cellular component: cytoplasm.